AAAUUUUCUAAUCUCGAUUUUUCCAAUAAUGGGCUUCUGUUCGUCCACUCCAGAGGACGCUGAGGCCAAGCGCCGCAGCAGCGAGAUCGAAAACCAGCUGAAGCGUGAUGCUCGCGACUAUCGCAAGGAAGUCAAGCUGCUUCUUCUUGGCGCUGGCGAGUCGGGCAAGAGCACCAUCGUCAAACAGAUGCGUAUCAUCCACGGCGAGGGUUACUCUGCCAAGGACUGCGCAGAGUUCAAAAACAUCAUCUACGACAACAUUGUCAAGUCUAUGCAAACGCUUGUGAUUCAAGCCGAAAAGUUUGAGCUGCCCCUACAACAUCCGGAGCUGGCUGACAAGCUCAAAGAGUACGAAGGCCAGCAACAGGUUCUGUUUGAAGAAUACGCCGACAGCGUGACCCAGCUGUGGGCCGAUCCCUCGAUUCAAGAAACGUUCGACCGAAAACGACAGUUCCAGUUGAACGACUCUGCCAAAUACUACUUUGACGACCUUCCUCGAAUCUCAAGCGCCGAUUAUGUCCCCAACGAGCAGGACGUACUCCGAUCGCGUGUUGCCACGACCGGCAUCAUUGAAUACAAGUUCACCUUGGGGACAUCGGUUUUCCGAAUGGUUGACGUCGGUGGCCAGCGAUCAGAGCGUCGCAAGUGGAUUCACUGCUUUGAAGGCGUCACUUCGAUCGUAUUUGUCAUUGAAUCCAGUGGCUACGAUCAAGUGCUGUUCGAGGACGAGAACACGAACCGCAUGCAAGAGGCACUAACCCUGUUUGACACGAUCGUCAACUACAAGUGGUUUGAGAACACUUCCAUGAUUCUCUUCCUCAACAAGAUGGACAUUCUCGCCGAAAAGCUCCCCAAGAGCGACAUUUCCAAAUACUUUUCGGAUUACAAGGGCUCACCAACUGACGUCGAAGCUGUUAAGGAAUUCAUCCGUCACUUGUUUGUCGAGAAGAACCGUAAUCCCUCCAAGCAGAUUUAUCCCCAUUACACGACCGCAACAGACACAAACAACAUUCGCUUUGUGUUUGCCGCCGUUCGAGACACUAUUCUGCAAACCAACCUUACCAACUAUGGGUUGGUGUAAAACUUUUUUUUUCCUUCCUUUUUCGUUUUCAUUUUUUUUUUUAUUUGUACCGUCCUUGUUCUUGUUUUCCUCUCUCUCUUUUCCAACUUUCCUGUCCAUGCCUUGUUAUGCGCUCUUUGACAUUGUUUUCACCACUGUCACACUUCUCUCACAAAUCCUACACAGCCUUUUUUCUUUCUUUCCUUUGCUGGUCCGGUCGGCAUUCUCCAUGUGAUGACUCGAUCUUCCGCUUGCGAUUUGUCCUGGCGUCAUUAUCGCAAACAGCAAUUUCCCUCACCUCCCCUGUUUUCCCCGCAUGUUGUAUUCGCUUGAUUCUUGGCUGGAUGCUCUACUCGCCCUGGAAGUCUUGCGUUUUCAGUCGUUGCCCGUUCGACCGACCGUUUCCUCUUCAGAAAUCCUUCUUUUCUGCUUUUCUGGUUCCACACCAUGACUGUUUCUCCUCUUUUUGUUGAUGUUUUUUGUUCUUGUUCUUGUUGUUGUCGAUUGUUUCAGCGCCCUCCCUAUUUGUUGUGCUCAAUGCGUAUUUUCAAAUCCUGCA
Capsaspora owczarzaki ATCC 30864 is the source of this 1619-nucleotide messenger RNA. RefSeq names its product guanine nucleotide-binding protein G(q) subunit alpha. The transcript has 6 exons. NCBI's taxonomy places the organism in Eukaryota, Filasterea, Ministeriida, Capsasporidae. Gene Ontology annotation, molecular function: G-protein beta/gamma-subunit complex binding; GTPase activity; guanyl nucleotide binding. Gene Ontology annotation, biological process: adenylate cyclase-modulating G protein-coupled receptor signaling pathway; Rho protein signal transduction. The record is from RefSeq and is a predicted model, not a curated record. Gene Ontology annotation, cellular component: heterotrimeric G-protein complex. Bases 29 to 1081 code for a protein of 350 amino acids.